AAAUCCACACAUGUACACAAACCGGGAUGUAUUUUUUCAUCAUCAUCAUCAUCAUAAAAAAAGGGACUCCAAUCGACAAGAACCACUCUAGAAGAACCUGCUGUCUACGGAGGAAUCAACUAGCGGCUCCCGCGCCCGCGCCAGUCCGCCACCCGCAACCACGGAACCUCCUCCACCGCAACGGUCACUUCCAGCUCUCGUGCGUCCUCCUCCUCCACCGUCGCCUCUCCUCCCGCGGGUAGGGUUCCGCCGCGUGUCUCCCGUCGCAAACUCACACCCAUGGCCGCACCGCCGGCCGCCUCGCUAGUCCCACGCGUCUCCCUCCCGCCGCGCCUUCGCCCAACCGCCGCUUCUCCCCUUGGCCCCUCUGUCCACGGUCCCCGCAGCCGCCGUCGGUACCUCCGUCUCCGCCGCUCGCCUUUAUCGCCGGUGGUGACUGCGGCCGCGAGCUCCCCAUCCGUGCCCUCCUCUUCCCCGGAGAUCGGGUCGAGUAUCGGCGAUGCCCUCGGUGACGUUGAAAUAUACUCCGCGGCCUCCGGCGAGCCCGUCCCGUUCAGAGACCUGUGGGAUCAGAACGAGGGAGUGGCUGUUGUUGCGCUGCUAAGGCAUUUCGGGUGCCCUUGUUGCUGGGAGUUGGCCUCUGUUCUGAGGGACACAAAGGAGAAAUUUGAUUCUGCUGGAGUAAAACUGAUUGCUGUUGGUGUUGGCACUCCAGCUAAAGCUCGUAUUCUUGCGGAGCGCUUACCGUUUCCGUUGGAAUACCUCUAUGCAGAUCCUGAUCGGAAGGCGUAUAACCUCUUAGGUCUAUAUUUUGGUGUUGGUCGCACAUUCUUCAAUCCGGCCAGUGCGAAAGUGUUUUCACGAUUUGACUCCCUUAAGGAAGCGGUGAAGAAUUAUACAAUGGAAGCUACCCCAGAUGAUAGGGCAGGUGUCCUACAACAGGGGGGGAUGUUUGUGUUCAAAGGUAAAGAACUGUUGUAUGCAAGGAAAGAUGAGGGCACAGGCGAUCAUGCACCUUUGGAUGAUGUGCUCAAUAUUUGCUGCAAAGUUCCUGUAACCUAACCUGAUGGCUCGUGAUACUGCUCAGUAUUGGGUGGAAAGCAUUUUCCGUGUCCUUGAUUCCCGAACUUCCAAGAUUGUCUGCUGCAAGUGUCCUCUCCAUCAAUAUGUACCUGCGAGAUACUAUUGUGCCAAGCUUCAUGUAUACUUUGAUAUCUUGAUGGUUAUCGAUUGUGAAUCGUGCAUUGUAAGUAUCCAAGUUGAUGGUUUACUUUGGUAGUAUAGUUCUUGAGGUACGCUGCACAUCUGGAUAUUAUACAGCUGGUACAAUUUGAAAGCAAAGUACGAAGUCCUGGCUCUUCCUUCGAAAUGGAAGUUUGGAACUUCCAGAAAUAUCGGUAACAUAAAAUCCAUGCUA
Messenger RNA from Sorghum bicolor (sorghum), 1417 nucleotides. Its product is annotated as thioredoxin-like protein AAED1, chloroplastic. The transcript is spliced from 8 exons. NCBI's taxonomy places the organism in Eukaryota, Viridiplantae, Streptophyta, Magnoliopsida, Poales, Poaceae. Gene Ontology annotation, molecular function: antioxidant activity. The record is from RefSeq and is a predicted model, not a curated record. Bases 280 to 1062 code for a protein of 260 amino acids.